This is a messenger RNA of Penicillium cosmopolitanum, 3678 nucleotides long. RefSeq names its product C2 domain protein. The coding region runs from base 1 to 3678 and encodes 1225 amino acids. The record is from RefSeq and is a predicted model, not a curated record. NCBI's taxonomy places the organism in Eukaryota, Fungi, Ascomycota, Eurotiomycetes, Eurotiales, Aspergillaceae. The transcript is spliced from 5 exons. Gene Ontology annotation, molecular function: lipid binding.
AUGGCUAGCAAUGGCCAUGAAACCGAAUCCCCGCAGAGACACCGUAUAGGUGAACACUGGAGCGGUGCAAACCCCGUUCCCACGGUCCAGAAGUUCGUCGAGCAUCUCGACAGAGAGAAGAAGGAGCGAGACCUUCGCAUUGACCAGGAGAAUAAAUCCAAACAAGAACGAGAGCGCAAGAUUCAAGAACUUGGACAUGAUGAUGAACAAGGGGAUGUUUCUGCACAUAAGGCACGGGAAGUGUCCCAGGCCAAGACCCGGAUGGUGACCGAUCCCACCACCGGUCGCGAAAUUGGAGUGGAAGACCAGGAUGAGACAUCUAUGGAUGCUGUCAAGAAUCCAACUCUGACGGUUCCUAAUGCGAACCUCGGACAACCAACCGACGUCAAAACCAGCCAUGACCAAGAAUUUUCGGAGUAUAAGGAAAAUCAAGAUAUCACAGCGCCCCCAGAUCCCAUCGCCGAGGGCACAACAUCCGAUGUCCCAAUCCGCGGAGAGAAAACGAACGUGCUAUUCCACCCUACUCCGACUAUAUCAUACAAGCCGAUGUUUGACCAACUAGAGAGACGUGGAAUGGGGCUUUGUAUUGGAAUCCCAUUAGCAAUUAUCUUUCUCGGUCGGUUUUUCGGAGGAUCGCUGCUAGGACUUAUCCCCCUGGCCGCGUGCAUCGCAAGCGGCGUUUGGCUAUGGGUGCAGCAGGUGAUUAGAAGUGGCAGAGAUAUGGAAUGGCAUAGCGAGCAGCUUCGCGGAGAGACCGCUACUGCGAAUCUUCUCCCCGAAUCGGUCGAAUGGAUGAACAGUUUCCUCAGCGUGGUCUGGGGUCUUGUCAACCCAGACAUGCUCAUACCAAUGGCUGAUACAAUUGAAGACAUCAUGCAAGCGUCCGCGCCCAGCGUCGUGGAGAACGUCCGCAUUGCCGAAAUUGACCAGGGAAAUAAUUCCCUCCGCAUUCUGAGCAUGCGUGCUCUUCCCGAUGACCAUGUGGAGAAUCUGAAGCAAAAUAUCCACGAGGAGAAUAUCAAAAAUAAAGAUCCCCAAGAAGCUGCCGCUGCAGAGGAAGGUGGUAGUUACUAUAACAUGGAAGCUUCAUUUGCGUAUCACGCCAAGCCGACGGGCUCAAGUGCGUCCUCCAAAGCCCGUAACAUGCAUAUGCAAAUUGUGUUCUACUUGGGUGUUCGAGGACUUUUCGGAGUUCCUUUCCCUGUAUUCGUCGAGCUUACCGAAUUGGUCGGGACGGUUCGACUUCGUCUUCAGAUGACCCCCGAGCCGCCUUUCGCGAAGGAACUGACCUUCAGCUUGGUCGGUAUCCCUCAUGUGAAGGCAGCUUGCGUGCCUAUGCUCAAAAGAGGGGUGAAUAUCCUCAAUCUGCCUCUCAUCUCGAAUUUCGUGAACUACGCCAUCGGGGCCGCUUGCGCCAUGUUCGCUGCGCCUAAAUCCAUGACGAUGGAUCUGAGCAUGUUGCUGAAGGGUGACGACAUCCACAAAGAUACCCUGGCUUUGGGUGUUAUGUGGAUUCGUAUCCACCGGGCAAUCGGCUUGAGCAAGCAGGAUCGCCGUGGCAGUGAGGGCGGCGGUAGUGAUCCGUACAUCAACCUGUCCUUCUCCAAAUAUGGAAAACCUAUGUACUGCACACGAGUCAUUACCGACGACCUGAAUCCGAUGUGGGAAGAGACUGCUGCUCUACUUGUGACGCCAGAGUUGAUUAAAGCGGACGAAAACCUCAGCAUUGAACUCUGGGAUUCGGACCGUAACACGGCGGACGAUGUUGUCGGAAAGGUCGAGCUGCCCAUCCGUGAAAUGCUUCAGCACCCUGGUCGCAUGUUUCCCCAGAUCUCCAAGCUCCAGGGCCUUGACGAGGGCAGUGAGAUGCCUGGCCAGCUGCACUGGGAGGUGGGAUACUUCGGGAAGCCCAAGCUGCGGCCAGAGCUACGCACGGAUGGUAAAAAGAAGGACCUCCCAGAGAACCUCAAGGGAAAUCCUACGUUCGAAGAUGAAAAGGGAAGCAUCAACAGCGAGGAAGAAGAUGCCGUUAUGCACACACCUCCCGACCCGAUCUGGCCGAGCGGUAUUGUGCAUAUCGUCGUGCAUCAGAUUGUGAAUCUCCAACUCGCCAACAUCAAGGGUAGCGACGGAAACCGGAAGGGCAAGGAGUACGAGCCUGCUAAACCAUUUGGUGAAAACACCGAGGAGCAGGGCGACGAGCUUCCUACGAGUUACUGCAAGAUCCUGCUGAAUGAUCAGCUGAUCUACCGUACACGUCCCAAGGCCGUGAGCUCUAAACCCAUAUUUAACGCCGGAACCGAACGUUUUGUUCGCGAUUGGCGAUCUGCCGUGGUUACUGUUACUGUUCGAGACCAGAGAUACCGCGAGCACGAUCCAAUCCUCGGCGUCGUCCCUCUCAAGCUGUCCGACAUCUUCCAGACAAGCUCCCAGGUUACGCGAUGGUACCCACUGGAUGGUGGUGUCGGGUUUGGACGUAUUCGCCUCUCUCUUCUUUUCCGACAUGUCGAGACGAAGCUUCCCCCGGCCAUGCUCGGCUGGGACGUUGGCACCUUUGAAUUUGUGGCCGACAAGGUGGUCGCAAAGGGAUUCGGGCGCCAGUCGAAGAUCAAGCUGCGCACCGGUGGGAGCGUUGGCAAGAUCGGUCGGGCAGCUUGCAAGCUUGAAGGAAGCGACGUGGUCUACGAUACAUCUGACGAGAGCUACCGCGAUUCAUUGCGUCUGCCCGUCAAGCAUCGGUAUAGGUCACCCGUCGUCUUCGAGUUCCAUAGCCAGGGCAAGCGUAGCGCGACAGCAUAUGCUAUUCUCUGGUUGCAGCAUCUAGUCGACAACGAGGAUACUGAUAUUGAUAUCCCCAUCUGGACGACAAAAUCCGGCCCGCGCCUGACGCAGAACUAUGUCACAGAGAAGAACUGGAAGGCCAAGGAAGUCCCUGGUCUCGAAGAUCUCACCGAAGUUGGAAGACUCCAAUUCCGCUGCAAAUUUUCGCCGGGCAUCGACGAGUCACACGAGCGCUUCGUUGUCGACAAUGAUUCACGCGAGACCUUCGAGACGUGGGAAGCAUGCAUGGCGCAAGGUGUGCGGUCCCGCACCGUCGAAAAGGAUGUCCCCGAGGAAGUCCAGCAGAAGCACGAAAAAUCGCUCAUCGAGGGUAGGGAUGUUCUCAAACAGGCUGAUCCAGCGGAGCGUCGUCGCUGGCUUGAUCGUGAAGGACACGAUUGGAGCGGUGCCUUUGGUCAAGAUCCGCGCGCCUACACAGACUCCCUCGGACGAAAAGUGGCAGAGCCUGGUCGUGAUACUCCUCCCCAUGACCCAGUGACUCCCCCGCCUCUCAAAGGCCAGCCAAAUCCCAGGCGGAAGGAUGGGGCUGGUGAGGCAGAGGCAGUUAACGGGGGAAAUGGUGAGCUAUCGGAUGAGUCGUCAGACUCGGAAAGCGAGGAGCUCUCCCGCGGUCCUUCGACAAUCAGCCAUACAGCCGAGGCCUCCUCGUCGAAAGCCAGCAUGUCUCAGACCGAAGAGUCUAACCGACGUAGUGAUCAGCGACAACAGCGGGGCUUAAUGCAGUGGCGUCCAGCACGCAAUGCGGUCUUCGUGAAGGACGAGGCCAAGUUUGCAUUGAACAAAAUAAAGAAAAAGGUUGGCGUCGGGGGGGUUGACUGGCCGAGAGCCGGACGUUGA